UUGGCCAAACGACAAGAUGUCGCACCUACGUUUUUGUUUGUUCGCGUUCCUCGCCCUCGUCGUCGUCGCAGGAUUUACGUCGUCGCAGGAUGUUUCGGACGAUGUUUCGAAAGAUGUCGAAACGACGGACGAUGUCACGGACGAUGUCACGGACGAUAUCUGUAUGCAACCGGUAGAACCUGGUUCCGAGAGUGCUAAACUAAGUUUUUUGGAGAAAUCAAUGAAAAAUAUGAAAGACGAUUUUGAAAAACUGGGAAAUAAUUGGAAAGCCAGAGUGGAACGCAUGAAGAAAUUCGCGGAAGAAGGAACAAAAUGGAAAAAAGAAAUGUUGGGAAAGUUGUUGGGAAUUACUGGAGAAAAAGACAUAGACAAAAUUUUUGAAAGUAUCAUACAAGAACCGAGAGAAUGGGCAACGACUAUGAUGGAAAAACUGCAAAGAGCCUCGGACGCUCGAAAGGAUGGCAGGAAAAAUCUCCUGGACGAUUUUAUGAAAGAAAUGAAGAAAAAUAUCGAAACAAAAAAGAAAGAUAUAGAAGAAUUAAUAAAAGAGCAGCAGAAAAACCUGGGAGAUAAAUGGCAAAAUAUGAAGGAGAAUAUGAAGGAGAAUAUGAAUAAUUUAAAGGAAAAUAUGGAAAAUAGAUGGAACAAGUUGUUAGGAAAAAAAUCAGAGGAGCCUAAGAAGGUUUGCUACGGUGAUACCUUGAAUAAGAUGGGCAAGGAGUUCCAACUGAUUUUCCCAGGAACGAAAUGGUGCGGCGAUGGAGAUAUAGCAGUAAGUGACGAUGAUUUGGGCCGGUUUUCUGGGUUGGAUAAGUGUUGUCGAGCGCACGACAAGUGCUACAAGGACAUCGCGGCCAAUGAUACUCUGGGCAACCUCAAGAACGACGGUCUCUUCACGAAAUCUGCCUGUUCGUGCGACUCUGAAUUCUACAACUGUCUGAAGGCCGUUAACUGUCCAAUCGCCAAUCAAAUCGGAUGGACGUACUUCAAUAUAUUGCAACCUCAAUGUUUCACAUGCAGGUGUCCGAAAGAGGAUUGUGACACGGAAAAGGAUGAGAACUGUCUGAACUCUUGCGAGAGGUACGAAUGGAUCGACAAUCCUAGAUACUAGGAAUAGUUACAGUAACGCUCAAUUCUGGAAGGACCGCUAUAUUUCGCUCCGGAUAAAGCUAGAUGGAACUACUUUCAUGGAUUCAAAUCUGCAACAGACGCACUUGUUUUCGCUUUUAACACAAUAACCUCAGUCUUGGCGGCUUCGCGUUCUCGAAAAUUUGCAAUUUCACUUAAGAACAAGCGUUAUUUCAGCGACUAAUGAGAAACUAGAAUCCUUGAGUUAGAAUCAGCGAAAGUCGAUUUUAAUUCGAGGAUCAUGAUUUCUCGUUAGUCGUUAAAAUAACGCCUGUUUUCAAGGGGAAUCUGAAGCGAUUCUGUACCGAUGGUUUGGGAUCCUCAGAGGCUACUAAUAUGUGUAUGUAUGUAUACAUAUAUUUUGCUGUAAAAUUGUACAACUAAUCAAAUGUAGUCAUUGUACAUUGCAACGCGAGUACGAUGUACAUAGUGUAAAUAAAAGUUAAACACCAAGGCAAA
This is a messenger RNA of Dinoponera quadriceps, 1587 nucleotides long. RefSeq lists its product as uncharacterized. The coding region runs from base 17 to 1111 and encodes 364 amino acids. Gene Ontology annotation, biological process: phospholipid metabolic process; arachidonate secretion. The transcript has 4 exons. Lineage: Eukaryota; Metazoa; Arthropoda; Insecta; Hymenoptera; Formicidae. The record is from RefSeq and is a predicted model, not a curated record.